Ahaetulla prasina is the source of this 2711-nucleotide messenger RNA. RefSeq names its product mitochondrial translational initiation factor 3 (gene MTIF3). NCBI's taxonomy places the organism in Eukaryota, Metazoa, Chordata, Lepidosauria, Squamata, Colubridae. The record is from RefSeq and is a predicted model, not a curated record. Bases 448 to 1182 code for a protein of 244 amino acids. Gene Ontology annotation, cellular component: mitochondrion. Gene Ontology annotation, molecular function: ribosome binding; translation initiation factor activity. The transcript is spliced from 4 exons. Gene Ontology annotation, biological process: mitochondrial translational initiation; ribosome disassembly.
GGGCGAGGCAGGGACCCCUGAAAGCACUUUCCUGUGAUUGGCAGCUGCAUUUGCAGUGUGUUUUCCCCCCCUCCUUUUCAAAGAAGCCCCAAAUGAAGUUAUUUCUAUGAAAGCGGUUAGGAAACGGCCGUCCUGGCUCGCCCUGGCUUUGGGAUACACACCCUGGCCGUCUUCGCUUAACGGUUCAGCAGCUGACCUUCGUGCCUGCCUUUGCCCCCUGCACCCUAACCCACUUUCUCAAUCUUUUAAAGAGGGCGGAUGUCUAAGAGCUGAAGUCCACCUAUGAAGUUGGCAUGGUUGAGGAAACACUGCGGUAAAUCUCUCCGUGAGCAGCUCACAGUCCUCUGACUUGACAAAUGGCUUGCUUUAGCCUUUCCCAGGCAAGCUAAGGCUUGAACCCGGGGAUCUUCUGCAGAGAGAGAAUGGAUUUUGCCACCGUGAUCGUUCAUGAUCGAAGCGCAAGGUGCAGGAGCUAUGACCGCACCUAAAAACCGUAGUUUGGGGUUGGAGGAGGAAUCUCAUCCCAGAAUGACAUCAUUAUACCUGAAGAAAUUACUGGAUCUGGCUAGAAGGAAAGAAAUGAAUUCCAUAACUCGGUAUAUUACCAGCUUUAGGAUGCAGCCAGAGAAAAACACAGCAACAGCUCAAAUUUGUCUGAAAAUAGUACAUGAUAAGAAAGGCUCUAGCAAUCGAGCAUUCUGCACAAAAGUCAUUGAAGAGAAAAGAAAAAAGAAAAAUGCCACAGAAACAUUUGAAAGUGUUGGGAGGAGAAUCCCAUACAACAAGGUACAACUAAUUGAUGAAAAUGGUGAAGACAUGGGAGAAAUGCAUAGGGCAAAUGUGCUUCGUAUUAUGGAUGAAAGAGGGAUGACUCUUGUCCUGCUGUCUGAAAAAACAGAUCCACCCAAGUAUGGACUAAUGACAGGAAAACAAAUUUAUGAAGAGCGUCUCAAAAUUAGAGAUGAGAAAGCCAGCCCCAAAGCAGGGCCGGUUCAACAAAAGAUUAUUAAAAUGUCCACAGUUACAGAGCAACACGAUUUCAGUACAAAAGUAAAACAAAUUCAGGAAUGGAUUGACAAGAAAUACCAUGUGAAAAUUAUGCUGCAUCAAAAAACUAUUUCGGAUGGACCAGAAAAGAUGCCCUCCUUUGGACAUUUAAAAACUUCUCUGUCAACAGCAUGAGUUUUCAUAUGGCAUUUCAGAUAAUCUUUGCGAGUCAAUGUUUUGGAACACACUUCACAGGUAAUUGGUUCUAGUGGAAAAGGAAAAACAACAGGCAGAAGCAGAGCUUCUAUUAACAAUUCCUAAGCAUAAUUCUUCAAAUAUCUUCUCAAAGAACAAUAUUACUAUCAUUAUAUUACCUUGACCACCAUAUUAAAAAAAUUGUUGUGCAGCAUUUCAGGUUCAGAUAGGAAAGAUAUUUUGAAGUAUGAAGAUACUCUUUAAGCAACUUUUUUUUUUUACCUGGAUUGCAUAGCUGCAGUGCAAUUUCAGGAGAAGAAAGUUCUAUUUAAGUCAGGCAUGUCCAACCAGCAGCCAAACAAGCUACAUUGGCCCUGGACAGCUGGUAAUGAAGCCCCACAAGAUGGUAAACUUUUAAUAUCAUGUGUACUCAUGUACAUUAACUAUAUUAUAUAUAUUUAUGUGCGGUCUAAGUGGCAAGCCAAAAGGUUGGACAUACCUGGUUUAAGUGGUUAUUUUAUUUGCAUUUAUUAGUUGCCUAAUUCUAAAGAACAAAUAUUACAUAUGCAAAUGACAAUACUUCAAAUUUAAGAGCAAAUCAAAACAUUUAUAGAGCAUCUGAAUCAGACUAUAGCUACAAUGUUUAUAUAUUACUUGAGGAUCAGGAACACUUCUGAAUACCAAUUCAUAGAAACAGAUGACUCUGAUUACAUCACAUGCUUCUUGUGGACUUUUCAAACAUAUCUAGUCAGUCACAGCUGGAAAACGACAGUGGACUCAGUAAACUUUCUGUGUGAUCCUAUGAAUAUUUCUUAAUACUUGCGCAUGUACUAUAUUAUAUCUACAUAUUCAUCCCACUUAAUACGCAUGAGGAGAAUCUAUCUGUGAAUCAAAGGUUGGUGUAUUCAGUUUAUGAAAACGUUUUUUUUAUUCAUGAAGGUGAAAAUAGAGUACAGUUAUUGACUUAGUCAUUCAUUUAGUGACCAUUUGAAAUUACAACAGCACUGAAAAAAGUGACAAGACCAUUUUUCACACUUACAACCCAUGCAGCACCUACAUGGCCAUGUGAUCAAAAUUUGGAUACUUGGCAACUGGCGUGUAUUUAUCAUGGUUGCAGUGUCCCGGGUCAUGUGAUCACCUUUUGCAACCUUCUGACAAGCAAAGUCAAUGAGGAAGCCAGAUUCACUUAAAAACCAUAUUACUAAUUUAACAUCUUCAGGGUUUUUUUAAAAACAUUUUCAGUGAUUCAUUUCACAACUUUGGCAAGAAAGGUUGCAAAAUGAGGCAAAACUCACUUAACUAUCUUGCUUAGCAACAUAAAUUUUGGCCAUAAGUCCAGCUUUACCUGCACCUGAAGAAUUAGUCAAUAGAGCUCUAACAUGAAUUAGCUUCUUUUUAAGUAACAGAGUAACUGCAUAACUUUUAGGAUGUGUUUAUCAAUUAAUGUAUGCUGCCUCAAUUAUCAAAGUAACUCUACAGCAAUUUUAGCAACUCUACAGCAAUUAAAGCAACUUUAAUACUUACCCACG